Gadus chalcogrammus (walleye pollock) is the source of this 2572-nucleotide messenger RNA. It is a transcript of the gene taf1b, whose product is annotated as TATA box binding protein (Tbp)-associated factor, RNA polymerase I, B. Gene Ontology annotation, cellular component: RNA polymerase I core factor complex; RNA polymerase transcription factor SL1 complex. Gene Ontology annotation, biological process: RNA polymerase I preinitiation complex assembly; nucleolar large rRNA transcription by RNA polymerase I. The record is from RefSeq and is a predicted model, not a curated record. Bases 112 to 2436 code for a protein of 774 amino acids. The transcript is spliced from 14 exons. NCBI's taxonomy places the organism in Eukaryota, Metazoa, Chordata, Actinopteri, Gadiformes, Gadidae. Gene Ontology annotation, molecular function: RNA polymerase I core promoter sequence-specific DNA binding.
GUCAUAUCUUUUCGACUCCUAAACAAACCAACGUGCUAGCUAUUCUCAUCAUGGCUUCACUGGAGUGAAGAUAUUUCAUAAGGCAGUUAUUAUAAAAUAAAAAUAUAUGACAUGGACGAAGUCGAAACAGCGGGCUACGUUGUCCCAUGUGCAGUGUGCUCGGCUGUAAACUGGGCUAUUAGCGCUGAUCUGAAAUACUACUGCAAGUCUUGCCACAAUGUUAUUGAUAAAACAGCUGAAGUGGCCGACCACACAUUCUUGGACUAUGCCAACAGAAUCACAGACCUUACCUCUUCUAGGCAACGACGGGUUGUUGAGUACGGGCGGAAGUGGAAAGUGUGUGAAGGUUUCCAGUUCAUCCUGAAACACCAGGCAGAAGCUCUGAUCCUCCUGGGAGUGCACUCACAAUUCAAGGACGACGUGCUGUGUCAGCUGUGGAGGCUGUACCUCCAGAAGAGCCGGCAAGCCUACACCAAGAACCCUCUGAGCUCUAAAGUCCCCCCUGGGGCCAGAGACACGGACACCGACCCCUCAGAUAAUGACACAGGGGCCUCAUCAGCCACUUCUACAGGGGCCCCAUCAGCCACUCCCCCAGGGGCCCCAUCAGCCACUCCCCCAGGGGCCCCAUCAGCCACUCCCCCAGGGGCCCCAUCAGCCACUCCCCCAGGGGCCUCAUCAACUACUCCUACAGGGGCCCCAUCAGCCACUCCCACAGGGGCCUCAUCAACUACUCCCACAGGGGCCUCAUCAACUACUCCUACAGGGGCCCCAUCAGCCACCUCCACAGGGGCACCAUCAGCCACUCAGACAGGGGCCCCAUCGGCCAAUGAGAAGGAGGGAGAGCCCUCAGCCAAUGAGAAGGAGGGAAGUCCCUCAGCCAACGAGACCGACGGUCCAUCAGCCAAAGAGGUGGAGGGAGAGCCCUCAGCCAAUGAGACCGAAGGCCAAUCAGCCAAUGAGAUGGAGGGAAGUCCGGGGAGCCUGUCGGCUUUUGAGACGGACGGGGGUCCUUCAGCCAGCGACACAGAGGGCCGGCCCUCAGCCAUAUCCUCAACCAGUGGGGCCUCCAGUGAUGAGGACCGGCCCAAGCGCCACAAGGUGUACCCCUCGGGCUCCGAGGACUCUGGGACCUACCUGUCCCUGCGCCUCAGGCGCUCCAACGGGCUGAUGAGCAUGAACAAGACCCUGGCCCUGCUCUACCUGGGCCUGCUGUGGUGCCGCGAGGCCCUCACCCUGGCGGACCUGCUCAGGCUGGUCCGGGAGGGACACCUGCCCUUCAUCAACGCCUUUGAGUGUUUGCCCGAGGAGAUGAAGCUGUUUGGCCGCGACCUGCCCGUCUUCAGAGUCCAGUCCAUCCCCUCCUACCGCACGGUGCACCAGGAGGCGUGUGGCCUGGCGGUGUACAUGAAGCUGCCCUCCUUCCCCCCCGUGGACCUCAAGUGUCUGCAGCACCCCACCCUGCUCACCAUGCGCUACCUGCUGCUCCUCAACCUGCCAGAUCAGCUCCACCCCUGGGUGUGCCGGGUCAUCGCCCUGGUGGGUCUGGACCAGGGGUCUGCCCUGACCUUUGACCCCACAGCCAGGUCGCGCCUCCCCUACUAUGACGUGCAGGCGGCGGCGCUCAUCGUGGUCACCCUGAAGAUGGUGUUUGGCGUGGACGACCGCAGCGAAUGGGAUUUGUCCAAUGGAGCAUCUGCUAAGAACAAAGACGAUCCAGACCAGCGUAACUUCAGUAUGAGGCGGUGGUACCGGCUGCUGCAGGCAGCGCUGAUCAGAGCCCGUCGGAGAGAGGAGGACCACACGGCCAGGAUGCAGUGGACAGCCCAGAAGCCCAUUUACCCAUCCUGGGAGAGGAAAGCCUCCUACAUCAAAAAGAGACGGAUGGUGGACCAGCUGCGGACGGCGUUCACCCGGCUCUCCGGCACCCCCGCGGAGCCCAGGCGCCGGCCCCCCUCCAGCUUCAGGUUCCGCUGGGGGGGGGGGGAGGGGGAGGCGGGCUGGGACGGCCCCAGCCUGAGCCACACGGUUCUGGACACCGUGGUGAAGAGACGGCGGGGCGGCGAGACCGCCGUCAACGAGGCCUACUGGCACCCGCCGCUGAAGAAGUGCCAUUCCUGGGCCUGCAGGAGGCACUUUGAGGAGGACCGGGCCACGCUGCCCAAGAUGUACUGCUGGCUCCUGGAGCUCUUCUCCUUCCUGCUGGGGGUGAAGCAGGCGCUGGUCCACGAGGAGGUGCUCCGGGCAGAGCGCCUCCUGCUCGGCAGAACGCAGAGCUCCUCCAAGAGCCGGGGCGGAGAGGAGGAGGAGAGGAGGAGGAGGAGGAGGAGGAGGAGGAGCGGGGUGGGAACCAGAAAAACAGGAAGGGCCAACCUCAGCCCUGACCCAGGGAGAGGGAAACCCGCCUCGCCUGGGAGCAGCAGAAAAAGGAAAGCUUGAUGUGUGCCUUAUUACCAUAGGACAGUAACAACAGAAACAACGCCAUAGCACCACUGUUUUUUUGUUUUUGUUUUCUAAACCAAUGUAUUACAGGUCCAUAUGAGAUUGUACAAACUUUUCUAUAUAUAAAAAAAAA